AUGAACCAUCGUGGCCGUUGUCGACAAAACACUAAAAUUCCCCAGGUUGAAGCUGCUCCUGAGCCUGUCGCCCCUGCUCCUUCUGCUCUCCCUCCUGCUGCUCCCACUCCCAUUCCUGUCAUUCCUGCUGCUGCUGCAACUACCACUGCAGCUGCUGCAAUUGCUACUGCUCUUCACCGCCCUAGGAGACAAUGGCAGCUUCCUCAGAGAUUUAGGCAGGACAACACAGCUACUCAUCUGGACAAUGGCAAGUGGAUCGACCUCAAUAAUGUCAGCAGCGGUGAAGAUGAAGAUGACCCACCUGAAGUCAUAGUCAACGCCCACACACACCCGAGCCCACUACAGACAAUGACUAGUACUCUCCUCACUGAUCCCUUUGCCACGAAAAAGAGGCCUUAA
Molecule: messenger RNA, 399 nt
Organism: Suillus discolor
Lineage: Eukaryota; Fungi; Basidiomycota; Agaricomycetes; Boletales; Suillaceae
Exons: 1
Coding region: 1-399 (132 amino acids)
Source: RefSeq, a predicted model, not a curated record